AUGCAAUUGGAUAACCAGAUUGCCAAACUGCUGGUUGAGUUGUCCAAGAGUCAGGACGAGGAGAUUGGUGAUGGUACUACUGGUGUAGUGGUUAUCGCUUCUGCUUUGUUAGAACAAGCUUUGGAACUCAUUGACAAGGGUAUUCACCCCAUCCGUAUUGCUGAUGGUUUCGACGAGGCUUGUAAACUUGCAGUUGCUCAUUUAGAUAAGAUUGCUGACGUUGUUCCUGUCAGCACAGAGGAUAAAACUAAUCUGUUAAAGGCUGCUAGAACCAGUUUGGGCAGUAAGAUCGUUUCUAAAGCACAUGAGACUUUUGCACAGAUUGCUGUUGAUGCGGUGUUAUCAGUGGCUGAUAUGGAGAGAAGAGAUGUUGAUUUCGAGUUAAUCAAGGUCGAUGGUAAGCAAGGUGGAUCCUUGGCUGAUACUUACCUUGUCCAUGGAGUUAUUCUUGAUAAAGACAUGUCGCAUCCUCAGAUGCCUCACGAGAUUAAAGAUGUUAAAUUGGCUAUUUUGACUUGUCCAUUCGAGCCUCCUAAGCCCAAGACCAAGCAUAAGCUCGACAUCUCCACUGUGGAGGAGUUCCGGAAACUACAGACAUACGAACAAGAUAAAUUCAAGGAGAUGAUUGAAUACGUUAAAGAUUCCGGUGCUAACCUUGUUAUCUGUCAAUGGGGUUUUGACGACGAGGCCAACCACUUGUUGUUACAAAACGAACUUCCUGCUGUUAGAUGGGUUGGAGGUCCUGAGAUCGAGCUUAUUGCUAUGGCCACCCAAGGAAGAAUUGUUCCUCGUUUCGAAGAUUUGACCAAUUCUAAACUAGGAUCGGCUGGAUUGGUGCGCCAACUCGAGUUUGGUACUACUCGUGACCGUAUGCUGGUUAUUGAGCAAUGUGCCAAUGCCAAGGCUGUCACUGUUCUUGUCAGAGGAAGUAAUCAAAUGAUUAUUGACGAGGCCAAGAGAGCUUUACACGAUGCUUUGUGUGUUGUUCGUAACUUGGUCACUGAUAACAGAGUCGUUUACGGUGGAGGCGCUGCCGAGAUCGCAUGUUCAGUGGCAGUGGCCGAGGCUGCUGACCGCCGAACCGGUAUCGACCAAUAUGCAUUCCGAGCAUUCGCAACUGCUUUAGAUGCUAUUCCUAUGGCUCUGGCAGAGAACUCGGGUAUGUCUCCUAUCGAGUCACUGGCCACUGUCAAGUCGCGCCAGAUCAACGAGUCCAACGCCAGACUCGGUAUUGACUGUCUGGGCACCGGCACCAACGACAUGCGGGAAAACUUCGUCAUCGAUCCCCUCAACGGAAAGAGACAGCAACUGCUGUUAGCGACCCAGCUCACUCGUAUGAUCCUCAAAAUUAACGACGUUAUUGUCAGCGGCACCGACGAAUACUAG
This is a messenger RNA of Sugiyamaella lignohabitans, 1386 nucleotides long. RefSeq names its product Cct5p (gene CCT5). The transcript has a single exon. Gene Ontology annotation, molecular function: ATP hydrolysis activity; ATP-dependent protein folding chaperone; ATP binding. Gene Ontology annotation, cellular component: chaperonin-containing T-complex. Gene Ontology annotation, biological process: protein folding. The record is from RefSeq and is a predicted model, not a curated record. Bases 1 to 1386 code for a protein of 461 amino acids. Lineage: Eukaryota; Fungi; Ascomycota; Dipodascomycetes; Dipodascales; Trichomonascaceae.